CUAGUCUUCUUUCCCGACCGUCGUGAGCCUACACCAAAAAAAAAACAUUUUCGUGUCAUGUCUGCAAAACUCUACGUCGGUAACUUGAGUUGGAACACAACUGACGAUAGUCUUUAUGAGGCGUUUUCCACAUACGGGCAGGUCAUUGAUUCGAUCGUUAUGAAAGAUCGCGAGACUGGACGUUCUCGGGGAUUCGCAUUCGUUACAUACGGCACCACUGACGAGGCUCAGGCUGCGAUCAAUGGAUUGCAUGACCAGGAACUUGAUGGUAGACGGCUCAAAGUCAACAUGGCGAAUGCUAGGCCCAGUGGUGGGGGAGGUCGCGGUGGAGGUUAUGGCGGGGGUGGUCGUGGGUAUGACGGUGGCUCCGGCGGCUAUGGAAACGGCGGCGGCGGCGGCAGAUGGUGACGAAAUUUGCUUGCGACAAGGAACCCUGCAUGCUACAGGUUGUGAUAGGCCGUCUUAUGCAUUGCUGUCUGUUUUUCUUGUAAAGAUCGGUUGAUACCCUCGCCGUGGGCGCGAGAGCUCUGACUUGAUGGUUGGCUGGUGACGUUCCAACUACAUUGUAAGCGUAUACAGUAAUAGGCAACCAAUACUGGCAAAGCGGAGAAGCGACACCAACACGAUAGGGCACCGAAUUCACCUCGGUGUACUAUCCCCUUUGCCCUAUUGCUAGGCCAUAGUACAUUGUAGAGUUCUAUACUACAAGAACGGCGGCAGUCAUGAGUCUGUAACAUGGAUUUCACCUAGCUUGGGUAUCGUGUAAAUGGGACAUCGAAAACGGGGAACGAAGGAACAUGACUAUCAUCGACCUCGUAACAUCGUACAUAUACAGCGCAUCUUAAAAACAAAAGACUACAUAUGCAGUGAAUUGAACAAAAAAAAAAAAAA
Messenger RNA from Pisolithus orientalis, 891 nucleotides. RefSeq lists its product as uncharacterized. Gene Ontology annotation, molecular function: RNA binding. The record is from RefSeq and is a predicted model, not a curated record. The transcript is spliced from 4 exons. The coding region runs from base 58 to 408 and encodes 116 amino acids. NCBI's taxonomy places the organism in Eukaryota, Fungi, Basidiomycota, Agaricomycetes, Boletales, Pisolithaceae.